Molecule: messenger RNA, 432 nt
Organism: Cladocopium goreaui
Lineage: Eukaryota; Dinophyceae; Suessiales; Symbiodiniaceae
Source: the annotation of a GenBank genome assembly
AUGGCUGAAGACGGCUGGGACUUGCGAUACAUCUCGGAGGCUCGCCAGAAGGCCUCCGGCCGGCACAAGCCUUGCAAUGAUGUGGACGAGGAUGUCUUGGAUCUCUUCCCCCAGGACAUACCUUGUGCCCCGCGGCAAUAUCCGCCCUUUGCCUGGAGAGUGGCCCCGGAAUUCGAGCGCGAAUUUGAGAUCAGUGGCACGGAGCAGGACGUGGCCACCAAGCUCGGGGACUUCCAGGAUCCCCAGUGGGUGAUACCAGUGGGUGGUACAUUGAGACUGGUCAAGGGAGGGAUCUAUCGCUGGACUUUGCGCCUGGAACAGAUCUGCGCUCAUCGACCCCAAAUGCAGAUUGGAGCAGCUCGACGUUGGGGCUUUGGGAAGGGGCACUGGGGCACUGUGUCGAAAUUUAUCGAAGGAUUUGAGGUGCAUUGA